GCUGGCCGAGACUGGAACGUCCCUCGCUUGGGCGGCCCGAGAAGGGAGUUCUGUCCGCUUUGCUUCUACCGGCGAAGACCGCGAGUGCCUGCUAAAUCCAGAAGAGCAUGGGAGAGAGUCUUCCAACUUGACUUUUUGUUCUUUGGGCAACCAUGUUGAAACGAGCUCUUAAAUCCGAACCGGGUCCUGGAUCUGCUUCUCCUCGUGAUCCUUGUCGGGGAGACCCACAUCCGGAUCCCGCUCUGAGUGCAGGGCAGCGGAUUCUCCACGGAUUCCUCCGGAGGGAUGUUUUAUUCAGCAGUGCUUUGUUAAUCAGGCUGGGCCUGACGUUUUACGGGAUCUACCAGGACAGAACAAUGCUGGUGAAAUACACAGACAUCGAUUACCAGGUUUUCACCGAUGCCGCCAGAUACGUCACGGAAGGAAAGUCCCCUUACCAGCGGGCCACGUACCGCUACACUCCCCUCCUGGCCUGGCUGUUAACCCCCAACAUUUAUGUCAGCGACUUGUUUGGCAAGAUCCUUUUUGUGGCCGGGGAUCUGGUGGCUGCCUUCCUGAUCGACCAGAUCUUGCUCCUCCGAGGGCUGGAAAGCCGGACAGCUUGUGGGUGCGCUGCCUUCUGGCUAUUUAACCCGCUUCCCAUGACGGUGUCCAGCCGAGGCAACGCUGAAUCUCUCAUUGCCAGCCUGGUUCUUGGCACCCUCUAUUACCUGGCCAAGAGGCGGCUAGUGAAGGCGGCUGUGCUUUAUGGUCUUGCCGUACAUAUGAAGAUCUACCCCGUGACUUAUGCGCUGCCUUUUGUUCUCUAUUUGCAAAGCAACACAGGAGCGGAACUGGACAAACAGAAAAGGAAGGUAGCUUGCACUGGCCGCAGCCUCGGGCUGCCCUGGAGCUGGUUCACACGGGACGUCCUGAUUUUUGCCACCGUCUCUGGGGGCACCUUUGCCACCCUGGGUCUUGCUUUCUAUGUCUACUACGGCUGGGAAUUCCUGCAGCACACCUACCUCUACCAUUUGCUGCGGAGAGACACUCGCCACAACUUCUCGCCCUACUUCUACCUGCUGUAUUUGACAGCCGAGAGCCGCUGGAGUUUGGUGCUGGGACUGGCCGCCUUCCUGCCGCAGCUGCUGCUGCUUCUCGCCAUCUCCUUCGUCUACCACCGAGACCUGGCUUUCUGCUGCUUCUUGCACACGGCAGUCUUUGUGAGCUUUAACAAAGUCUGCACCUCCCAGUAUUUCUUGUGGUACUUGUCCCUUCUCCCCCUGGUCCUGCCUUUCCUGCAGAUGUCCUUGGGGCGGGGGGCAGUGUUGCUAUCGCUGUGGCUCCUGGGGCAGGGUCUCUGGCUGCUCCCCGCUUAUUUCCUGGAGUUUCAAGGGCAGAAUACAUUUCUGCUCCUCUGCCUGGCGGGUUUGGGGUUCCUCUCCAUCAACUGCACGAUCCUCGUUCAGAUGAUUUCUCACUACCAUCCAGAACAGGGCUCCAGAAAAAUGAAGCAGCUGUAAGUCAGCUUGCUUCUUUAGGCUAUGAAGUCACAUGGAUCUGAGCAGCAUCAGGUCGAACGAAUCAUCAUCAUUUAGCUACCCCAUAAUCCCUUGCGGGGUGGAGUCUGGACAACUAAAUGGAGCUAGAGCGUUUACUGGCCAGCUGCCGUUCCUGUCGCCAGUGCGGAGUUUUUUCCCCAGCAGAUAUAUUCUCAUUGUGCCCAGAGAGAGAGAAAUAUCUGCCUCUACCUAGGAUUGAACUCGCAGCCUCCUGACUGUGAGGUGAGAGCUCCACCUCUAGGCCACCACACCACUCAUCAUGUCAAACAAAUGAACACAAGAAAUAAAGUUGCUAUGAAAAGAGGUAAGGGACGAAUAGAAUUGGAGGAAGGGCAGAGAUGUUAUUCCACAGUGGCAAACAGAUCAGUUCUCUCCAACGAACAAAUUCAAUUCAACAUUUGAUUCGUGAAAUAGAAGGUUUCUAAGGUUUUGGGGUUUUAUAAAUACUUUUUUCACAACCUCCGUCCACUCUGAAUAUAUAAUCUGUAUGGAUAUAAGGAAAACAGAAAGUAUUAUAUUAACAAGGCUGUUAAGAUGAGAAGGGAUGUAUUGAACUGAAAUGGAUUGCUGAUAUUUUAUUUGGAUUUGGCUGAAGCCUACGCUUGCAAAUAAAUGUUUUAAAUAUAAA
Molecule: messenger RNA, 2169 nt
Organism: Pantherophis guttatus
Lineage: Eukaryota; Metazoa; Chordata; Lepidosauria; Squamata; Colubridae
Gene: PIGM
Product: phosphatidylinositol glycan anchor biosynthesis class M
Biological process (GO): GPI anchor biosynthetic process
Cellular component (GO): membrane; glycosylphosphatidylinositol-mannosyltransferase I complex
Molecular function (GO): GPI mannosyltransferase activity; alpha-1,4-mannosyltransferase activity
Source: RefSeq, a predicted model, not a curated record